Molecule: messenger RNA, 6178 nt
Organism: Caenorhabditis sp. 36 PRJEB53466
Lineage: Eukaryota; Metazoa; Nematoda; Chromadorea; Rhabditida; Rhabditidae
Source: the annotation of a GenBank genome assembly
AUGGCGGGUGUCUUCGGAGUAAUUGUUUCUGGCCGUACGGUAAGGCUUUCCAACGAAAUGAGCUCCAAAUACAAAUAAGUUCAGCCGGUGGAAGUAGUUCCAGUGUCGGAUACCGAGUUUACUUGCGAGAUUGUGAAUGCAGACUCAAUAAAUCACGUGGUUGUCUUCCUGACGGGCGCACAACCGUUUCCGGAUGGAAUUGGAGGCUCGGGUAGAUUGAAAUCAGCAAGAAGUUACCGGAUUGACGCUCAUUUCAGUGUACAUUCGAUGGCCAACGGCUGACGGCGGAAACUGGCAUUACCUUGGCUUCAUUUGUAAUCAGAAACCCAGUGUCAUUUUCAAAGUUGCACAGGUUUCGUCCUCAGACACUACUUGUUCUCUAAAAAGAGUUCCAGCUUCACAAAUCGGACGCGGACCACAGCGGUGUCUUCGAAAUGCAGAUGCAGGUAUACUCGAGUGGCUCCGCACAAAUCGGGAUUAAUGCCGAAAGGCUUUCGGUGAUAGAGGGACGGCAAGCUGCGGAAGGAACGCAAGCCAGUCAGCAGGUCAGUCCUUGUUCCUCCCGAUUCCAUAAUAAAUCAUCUGUCGUGUUGUAGUCGACGCUGGUGGAGUUUGCGGAGAAGAUGAUACGCAAUCUCAUCAACCACACCGAAUCCUUCUCAGUCCGCCUACCGAGUCCCUCCGGCGGUGAGUGUUUUCUGAUUCGUCCCGAAUAAAUAGCCAUUUGCAGGGUCUCAAGAGUACAUUCCGGUGACGGCCUUCCAAUCGUGGUACAACUCGUUCUCCCGUCGUUUCCAGGCGAAUCCCUACUUCUGGAGAGCACUCAGUGAUUCAUGAGACAAUGAGGUAUCGCUUUUCUGUCCUUUUAUCACUUCCCCUUCACAAAUUGAUCCAUUUCUUGUUCUAUCAAAAUGAAGUUCUUGAACAUUAAACCGGUCCUUCUCUUCCUGUCAAUGAAACAAGUUGCGAGAAACUUGUGCUCGAAAUAUUUGAGAGCAAUAACAGAUAUCGACUCGGUUCCUCAACUGUGAUAAGGUCAGUGAUAACGGAAAGGGCACUUUGCUCGCACCAAAUUUCCGCCGUUUUCCCCCACACAGUUUCCAGUUUUAAGAAAGUUCAAGUUUAAAAAAGUGUUGUUUGUAGCUCCUAAACUUUUUUGACUUCUUCUAUAAGUUCUUUCUCGCAAUGGCUCCCUUCUGAAACCCAUUUUUAGGCCCAUCUAUUCUCGACCCUUGCUGUUUUCCUUUCGCUUCUCUCCGUCUUUCAUUCUUUUGCGAUCUCUGUUUCCAACGCCUUCUCUGUCUGCUUUCUUUCAUUCAUUUCGUUUUUCUUUUUUGUUACCCUCACUAGAAAACCCAUCGUCUGCUCCCGUUACUCAGGGAAACCGCAGAAGAAAUCGCGUCUUUUCGAAAACAAUAUGAUAAGGAAGUUGUUAAUCUUUUCUUCUACUCGCGCACGUUUAUUUACGAGACGAAAAGUGAGCAAAUUGAAAUUACAAACUAAUUUAUUUUGGGCGCGCGCCAACUACAAAACACAGUUUUCUACGACGGGUACAAGUUGAGUGGAAACAGACAAAACCAUGUCUUUUGGUGAAGUGUGGAAAACGUGACGCUCUCGGAGCAAUGACCACCGUUUUUCGGAUCUUUGAGAAACCACAAAGAGUUGUGUAAACUCUUGAGACCAGUUUAAAAGACUUGGAAAGUGGAAAUGUUCCAGAUGAGCAUUCUGAAGUUGGCACAUUUUGGCACAUUUCUCUAAAAAAUUAUUCCGAGUUCUCCUAGUGCCUAACCCCUAUUUUUUCUUUUCCUUAUCCGCUUAUAAAUAGUUUAAAGCCGCAAAGUGAAACCGCUGCAAAAAAACCGUUGCCUUUCCACAUUCGGCCGCAAAUAAUUCAACAAAAAACCGAAUAGCGAAACAAAAGAGUGCCGUUCCUCCCCAAAUGGGACGGUCUCUUCGACGGCUCUGCCAUUCCAUGCUCUCCUCGCUCUCGUUUCUCUCCUGCUCCCUCUAUUUCAUCAUUUCUCCGCCGCCGCCGGCCGCCGAGACAUUUUUAAAAAAGCGGCGAGCAGAGAAGAGCAGCUCUGCACAUUUGCUCCGUUUUUUUUCGGUUCCACGACCUACUCGAAGAUUCUCACUCCACCCCCUCUUUUCGACUUCUCAUAUGGUUAAAAAUCGAGUUUUGAACCUGGUGACUCCGCGAAUCGGUUGCAGAUGCCUUCGCUAAUUCGAUUACGGUGCCACCGGUUACCUGUUUCCCAAAUUUGAUAUCAGUCCGUCAAGACUCCGCCCGCUUCCCCUCUGCUAAAUUCACUUUUUACCCUCUGCGCUAUUUGCUCUUGCACAGCCGUCGGAGAUCUCGUCCACUACACUGUUUGGACGUCCUGAUAUCAGUAUGUUUCAGUGACGUGAUCUGGGACGGGCCACGUGUGUGUUCCAAUGAAGUUUGAACUGGUUUUCAUGUCUGCACACAAUUUUGUGUCAGGCUGUGAUCGAAAUUGUGUCCGUGAGAAGAUUGCUCAAUGAAAGUCAUCUAGCUACGAGCCGUCGCGCACAUUUUGUUGUGCAGCUUCUUUCUUUUUUGCGCCCAGUUAUGAGGCACUGAAUUAUCAUCAUUUUGGGCGGGGUCGCAGAUGAAAUCUAGUAUAAAUAUAAGAGGAGAGGAUAUCAGAGAACGGAAGCCGUCGAGGCAGAGGAAAUCUAUUUUUCGCUUUGAGCACAGAAUUCUGCAUUCUCCUAAAAGAUACUUCGAAAUUUCGCUGAGAUUUAGACGGACAAAAAAUGACCUACUGUCGUUGAUCAUCAUCCUCUUGCGAUUCUUUCGAUAAAGCUAAUGCGAGAAAGUGACCUUCAAUAGUGUUGCCGUAAUUUCCACGAGAUGCUGUAUCCCAUUUAACUACAGUAACACUUUGUGCAGUGUGUAUUUGGUAGUUCAAAGUGUCAAGAUAACUUUAACGACCCAUUCCUCCGCCCGAUUGCUUCCCUCAGAAAGUGUGUAACUACGUUGUCGUAUGCAAAAGUCUCUCUUUCGAUCGUAUCUACAUCGAUCGUUUUCUGCUGGUACAGUGUUCGAGGAAAACAUAGCGUCAUUAUUGUCAUCUCCUCCAUUUCCCGACACUUUGUUUGCUCUUAUCAUUUCCCUUAUCAUCGUUUUCAUUUUCACCCCAAUAAUGCAGAGAUUCCCGCACUUAGUACGUGCGAUCAUUAUCAAAGAACGAAUGUUACAGACGAUUCGUCGACGGUAAAGCGGCGGCUCACCCCAAACAGCACGGAAAGAGGCAGAAACGUCAGAAGAAGCGUGGUCGUAUGCAUACUGGUUGUUGCACGAAAUUCGACACUCACGUCCUCAUAAUCGGUACGUCAUUGGCGCGAGCGGAUCGGGUUACUGUAGUUCGGUUCGGUUGAACAAGUAAAAGAAGGGAACGGGAGGAAUGGUCAGCUGAUAAGAAAUAAAGGAAGGGAGUGGAACUGGAACUGUACUGUAGGCGAUAUUCUGAAGAACGAGCGGGAUGUUUUGCAAGUUAAUUCUGCGAGAAAAUGUUGAGUAGAUCCAUCAUAAUCCAGGCAGACAACGCGUGUGUUGUCUGAACUUUUCGAAGAUGUGACACUUGAUACACUCGAGAAACUUGACACUUCAAAAAAUAUUUUCGAACUUCGCGGCUUUCAACAACACUGAAACGCGCGAAGUUUAGGCCUGAUUGUAAAAAACCUAUUUUUUGUUCUUUGAACUGAUUACGUCACAGAGGUCAUUCGAUUGUUGAUUCGCCAACUGCUCGCUCCCUUCCCAUUAACUGCCCGGUGCACAAUGUUUUCCGCCGGCUCGAUCCCAAUCAACUGAAUGUUUGCAGGCAAUGGACCGGCCGGGAUUGCCCUCUCCGCCUUUCUCUCCGGAAUGCAUCCGUUCUACGACGCCAAACACCCUCAUCAGAAUCCGACUGUGCACGAGAAACUGCUAGCCAACCAGGAGUUCUCCCUUAUAGAUCAGGUAAUCCAUUUGGACACUGAUCCUCACGUCAUCAUGGAAACAAGAAAAUGUGACACACACGAGAAGACGCAAAAAGAGAGAAACCUGCCUUGGGAAAAUGCUGACAAAUACGAGAAUCUAGCGAGUGUUACUGGACGGGAGAGCGCAGAGAAAGCGGCUUGGUCGCUGGUUGUUGAUGCUCUUCGCGCCGAGUUGGGCCUCUCCGCCAUCAGAGUCGUGCGCGCUUUUGCAACAUUGCUUUCGCGGGGACGCUGGAUAAUCAGUGAGGCCAAUGGUCAAGGUCGUUUCGAAGUGAGACGAAGAGACACACGCGUGACUUUUUGACCGUGCCGGGUGGUCGGAAUGGUCAGAAAGUGCCGACGUGGCAAGAUCGGGUACAUAAAAGAAGCAGAAGGCACGAGGAUAUCACGGGACGGAGAGAGACUGUUUUCGGAAGAAACUCGUGAUGGAAUCGGGAGGAAAGGGAAACCAAACAGGGGUACUGUACUCUCCGGAAGUAGUUCUCUCUCUCUCUCUAAGCACAUGCGUAGCCAAAAAAGGAAAAACAAAGUCAGGGAAGUUUCCGGUAUCGGGUAAACAGAAAGGUCUCCUGUACUCCCGAACGAAAAGAGAUUAUAUCCGUCUCUCUCUGUGUGUGCGUGUGUCUAAAAAUUGUCUACGCGGAAUAAUUCCGCAUCAAUGAUCGAGAUGUGAACUUGCUACCAGUCUUUGAAAAGUACUCACAAAGUGCGAAAUUCGACUGGCCACCUUCGGAAUAAACCGUUUCCAGGAUCUCUCCUGGUCAACUAACCUGACGGAGCUCUCUCAAUCUGGCCGUCCCCUCUCAGUUCUCUAUGACAUGCUAGUCCGACCAGGGGCAGACACGGGCUCCGAUGCUCCCGGAUGUCUCCAAUGGGAGCUGGACAGAGCACGCGAAAUACCGCAUAUGGUGAUCGGAGAAACAAAGAUCGGCGGAAGUUGGAACGAAUAUGAUCCGGAGAUGUUGACUGUAUCGUUCAGUGAUUGGAUGGAUAUGCCAGGGUUCACAAUGGAGCAGUGGUUGGGAGGAAGACCUCUCGUCAAGCGGUAAACAGGGAAAUGCUUCUUUCUUUUCACUAUAUCUUCUUCCUCUGCAGACUCCCUUCGUGUGCAAUCGCCACUUACCUCAAGAAGUACGUGGAGAAGCUGAGGAUCCGCAAGAAGUUCCACCAGUUCUUUGUCGUGACUACAAUCAGAAAGAUCGAUGACGUCUGGAUUACCGAAGGAAUCCGGAGCACAGACGGAAGACAGUUUGUUAUCAGAUCGAAGACAGUGGUGGUCGCCAGCGGGAAAACGAGCCCGAGAAAGCUCGAAGUAAGCUAUACCUGUUUGAUAUUGCUAGAAGUCUUCAGAAGGUUAUAACCCUUUUGUAAUAUUUUCCUCUCCUGAACGUUCUCUCAUUGAGUGUCUUUUUCAGCUACCCAACGAGGAACACUGCGCUUCAAACAUUGUGUACGACGUGCGAACACUGAAAGAGAGACUGGACGCAACGAAGAAGACUGUCGUCGAUGAGGAAAAUUACAGCAGACCGUGAGUGAAAAAUAUUUAGAUGGAAGUGUUCAUAAGUUAAACAGUUACAGAAGCACGUCCGCGUCUGCUCCGGUGAUUGUUGUGGGCGAUGGAGUCUCUUCAGUGGACUGCGUGCGGCACUGUCUGGAGAGAGACAUUCCUGUCGUGCACGUAAUCCGAAGGAAUCUCAGAGAGCUUCGAAGUGAGUGCAAUCAGAAUAAAAUAUAUCGCUUUUUCAAUCUGUGCUUUUCAGACGUAAUGCUGUCUCGUCUGUCGCCUAUCCACUAUUCCGAGUACACUGACAUCUACCGCAUGAUGAUCGGCCGUUCCACGCACAAGCACUACCAACGCAUUCUAAAUGCCAACGUCACCGCCAUCUCGAAGAUCCACGUGGAAAUCACGACUCCCAACGAGACAAUCGAAAUGCCCUACUCAACAGUGGCCGUGUGCAUCGGCCGAGAGUCCCACUUCUCUCAAGUUUUUGACUCUCCACCCUCUUUCCUCGACUACCGGAGCCAGCAGGACGACACCCUUUUCGCCGUUGGAGCAUUCGCCGGAGACCACUUUGUCCGUUUCCUCGUGGGCGGGUGUCUCCGAGUGGCGCAACACAUCACUGGAACUUAUUGUGUUAACAAUAAUGUAGUUGGUAAACUGUCCCUUUGUGCAUGA